Molecule: messenger RNA, 666 nt
Organism: Microthlaspi erraticum
Lineage: Eukaryota; Viridiplantae; Streptophyta; Magnoliopsida; Brassicales; Brassicaceae
Source: the annotation of a GenBank genome assembly
AUGCUCAUUGCAAGGAUCUCAAGAUGUAUGUUCUUCAACGUUUUGCAGGAUGAAUUCAGUCAAUGGUACUUGGAGCUACCCAUGACAACUAGAGUGGUGGUUUAUGUUACAUUUCUGGGGACUGUAAUGCUCUUUAUAUUUUUGAUAUUGAAAUUCCUGAGCGAAUGGGACAUGGAGGAUGAGACGGAGAGGCUACCAAUGGCAGUGGGAGGACAAGAAGAAGUCGCCGUUUGGAGGACGCCGUUGGUCAACGAGCCGUCGGAAGUUACAUGGAACAAAGAUUUAGAGUCGGCGUCGUUUAGCUCGUUGGAUGAUGUGGACUACUCGACAUUGUGUGUCAUAUGUUUUGAGGAACGGAGAAACUGUUUCUUCGUACCGUGCGGACACUCUGCCACUUGUCGUGGCUGUGCUCAGAGGAUCUUGUCGGAAGAAAAUAAGCAUUCACAUUUCACCAAGGGUAGUGAUAGGAGUUAUGCUAAACCCAAAACCCACAAAGAUAAAUUCACCACAAAAGCUAACAUCCGUAGAGGGAGACGAAGGGAUUUGGGAGAUGCGAGAGUGCGCAUCGGUUUCUUCGGAACGGCUAACUCGCUUGACCUAGGGUUUCCUCUUCCUUGUGCUCCGUGGACCUUGUCAAAUGGUAGAAGGAGCCUUUUUGCCUUCUAA